This is a messenger RNA of Drosophila arizonae, 1653 nucleotides long. It is a transcript of the gene ppk25, whose product is annotated as DEG/ENaC-family ion channel pickpocket 25. Lineage: Eukaryota; Metazoa; Arthropoda; Insecta; Diptera; Drosophilidae. The record is from RefSeq and is a predicted model, not a curated record. Gene Ontology annotation, biological process: sodium ion transmembrane transport. Gene Ontology annotation, cellular component: plasma membrane. Gene Ontology annotation, molecular function: ligand-gated sodium channel activity.
ACGAUGUAAAUGAGUUUCUGAUGCCACACGAUCGUCGCACCGUGGCCCUCGACAUGGGUAACAAGAGCACCUACCACAUACAGUUCAUGCUCAACUCCAUUUCGGCGGAGAACGAGGUGCGCAAUGUGCCCAUCGCCUAUCGCAAGUGCCGAUACAUCGAUGAGAACAAUCUCAAGUACUAUGCAGUAGGUGUCGUGCACAUCUAUUUUGCACCUUCGUCUCCUGCUUCAUACACAAUUUUGUACUACACAUUACAGCCCUAUCAUCCCAGCCUUUGUCGCAUGGAGUGUCGCAUCAACCGAGCCCUGGCUCUGUGCCAUUGCAAACCCUUUUUCUAUGUGGCAGGUCCCAAGGAUCGCAUUUGCAGUGUCAGUCAAAUGGUGUGCCUGGCGCGUAAGAAGUGGCUSGAGCAGCCCUGCGAUUGCAUGCCCCUCUGCAAGGAGAUCAGCUUUAUUGUCACCGAGAAAGUUGAUUCAAAUGGCGGUGGUGCAGAGAACUCACAGAACUUUGACCGCAAGUUUAUCUUGAAUCAAGAGCUACCCAAGAUGGGCAUUAAGCGUCGCGUUGUCUUCAGCAUGGAUCAGCUGAUCGUGUCAUUCGGAGGGGCCAUAGGCCUCUUUCUGGGCGCCAGCUUUAUGACCAUAUACGGAUUGAGCUACCUACUGAUGUACUAUCUGGUUGUCAAAUGCAAAUAUCGACCAAAGCUCAAGCGGGACCAGAAUUCCCCUAUCAAAAUUGCCUAGACCCUGAGUUCGGGUUGGUUCAGACACUUAAAUUUGCACAAUUUUUCUGUAUUCAAGUAAAAGCACAAUUUUCUCGUUUUACCGUUUGCUACGCACGCAUUAACGGGCCUAAUGCGCAUAUGUGAGUUAAAGACAAUAAAAUAUCUUAAGACGCACUCGACAGCAAUUGCCUUGCCCAAAAGGCCUGAGUGGGGCAGCAAGAAAGGGAAGUCGGAAAAGUGCCAACGGGGCACAGAAAGCGAUUUUCACUUUUGUGACAAUGACAAAAUAUAUAAUAAUAUGAUGGACUAGCAGAUACGCAUUCAAAUUCAUGAAGUAACAUGGUUGAAAACGAGCAAAUAGAAUGGGAUAUGUUUAAAAACAUAUACAGUUCGAUCAAUUAGAGUGACAAUUAUUAUUAUCUUCAUUAUUAUCUCUUCCAUUAUCGUAUCACUAUUCUCUCUCCUAUUAUAGGCCAAAGCCAGGUUUCUCUAACACAUCUGUCUCUCGUUUCCCCAGCUUGUCAUAUCCAAUAUUUUCACAUUGCUUGGCUACAGGGUAUCAUUAUUAUAGCCGCCAUGUGUCUGACAAUGCACACUUAGCGCGUCUCUCCUGUUACACAUUUCAGCGAGUCCCAUCCAAACGCGACAAUUUGACAAACUGCCUAGCUGAGAGUUAGAUUGGAUGACUGACUGAGAGACUGACUGAAUGACAGACUCACGAAUUUGCAGUUAGCAGACGAGUCGCUUGGCAGUCAGCCGAGCGCGACGAGUGAAGAAGUUGAACAACCUCUAAAAAACAGCGCCAAUUGCUUAAAAAAAUAAUAAGAAAAACAUAAAAAUAAAAGCCAGAUUAAGCAACAAUUACAAUGUGGCAGUGCUCUGAAAAACUUUGGACUGCACUCUAAUUGAAAUUAGCCGCAUUUAAUUGC